AUCAAAGUCACAUCAAGGUCAGGCGCAACAUCAAGCGACACUCGUGAGGCUGGAUUCAGCUGGCUGUUUGCACGUUCCUUCUACUUAGUAUUAUUCAUAUUUGUUUAUUUAGUUCCUAGAACCUAUUUGCCACUUAUCUCGUUAGAACUGGUAGUAAUGAAGUGAUGUCGACACCUGUUUUAUUGGGAUUAGGUGUGAUAGCCGUGGGAGUUGCUGGACGCUAUAUUACUCGGCGAGUAAAUGUUGGUAGCAUAACAGAACUUAUGAAAAUACCGGGACUAAGUGGUUCGAAGUACUAUCGUGGAGGGUUUGAACAAAAUAUGUCUCGACGUGAGGCUGCCCUAAUUCUUGGUGUGAGUCAACAGUCAAAUAAAAAUAAAAUUAGAGAUGCACAUAGACGAAUCAUGCUUCUUAAUCAUCCUGAUAAAGGUGGUUCUCCAUAUUUGGCUGCUAAGAUAAACCAAGCUAAAGAUGUACUAGAAUCGAAUAAAAGUUGAAUACCGCUAACUCCAUCCACUGUAAUAUAUAUACAUUAUCAAUAAUUUUAUUUUGUAAGAUACAAAUUAUCUUCCAGUUUUUAAACUGUAAGCGUAUAGUUUAAAACAUGUAUAUUAUUAGAUAGUAGUCUUCUGAAUAGAUGUACUUUAUGAUUUAAAUAAAACUUAUUUGUAUGUAAA
Molecule: messenger RNA, 677 nt
Organism: Schistosoma turkestanicum
Lineage: Eukaryota; Metazoa; Platyhelminthes; Trematoda; Strigeidida; Schistosomatidae
Source: the annotation of a GenBank genome assembly